This is a messenger RNA of Branchiostoma floridae (Florida lancelet), 1105 nucleotides long. RefSeq names its product conditioned medium factor receptor 1-like. Gene Ontology annotation, molecular function: FAD binding. The record is from RefSeq and is a predicted model, not a curated record. Lineage: Eukaryota; Metazoa; Chordata; Leptocardii; Amphioxiformes; Branchiostomatidae. The transcript is spliced from 7 exons. The coding region runs from base 1 to 1083 and encodes 360 amino acids.
AUGCAGAGGACCAAGGAAGGCUUCUAUGAUGUAGCGGUGGUCGGUGCAGGUCCGGCAGGGUCCACCCUCGGCUACUACCUGGCCAAGGCCGGGCGGAACUGUCUCCUCCUGGAGAAGAAGAAGUUCCCGCGAGACAAGUACUGCGGAGACGCGGUGUGCAAGACUGCCAUCGAGAUCCUCAUGGAUAUGGGUAUCUAUGAGAAACUCAUCAAGGAGAACAAGGCCCGCAUUGUGAUAUCUAUGCUGAAUGCCUUGCUAUGCUACAGAGUCCUUGUGUGUGCUGAUGGCGCCCCGUCUAAGCUCGCCACCAAACUCGGCAUCGUGAAGCGGCCCCCCGACGGGUCGUGCUCUCGGGCCUACGUGGAGAGCGGCACCCACAAGUUCAAGGCAGAUGGUUGCAUCUUCUACCACAGGGACAUGCUGCCCGGGUACUCUGCACUUUUCCGUCACCCGAACAAUGAACUGAACUACUGUGUGUACCUCAUCCCUGGCAACCCCAAGGUCACCAACGAUGACCUGCCCUACUGGCACAACUUUCUGAUGAAACAGGACCCAAACAUCAGCAAGUCUCUGGGUCCCGGAGCCAAGCUGGAGAGGAUGAAAGCUGCCAGUCUGCGGCUGGGUGGGGAGCCAGUCAGCCAUGGGGACCAUGUGUUGGUGGUCGGAGAUGCUGCUGGAAUGAUCGAUCCUAUGACAGGUGAGGGCAUCCACCAUGCAAUGGAAGCUGGGAAGAUGGCUGCCAAAUUCCUCGAUGAGGCAAUGCAUCAUGGGAACUAUGACAAAGAUGUGAUGAAGCUCUACCAUGAAGCCUGGAUGGACAAGUUUGGAUCAGACUUCAAGUGGUCUUUUGCGAUAUGCCAGCUGCUGUACCGUUUCCCGAUCCUGCUGGACGCAGCCACCGCUGCCAUCGCCAGGAAAGGGGACAAGUUCCUCGCUGCCUGGGCUGACAUCAUGACGGGCCGCGUACCCAAGAUUCACCUACUUCGCCCAGAGUUUGUCAUCGUCAUAACAUUUGAGCUCGUCAGUCUAAUCAUCAAGCGUGCUUUUGGCAUCGAAAAAAAGAGGGAGAAGAAACUGGAAUAGCAUUGGGCAAUAAAUAAAAGGU